AACCCGUCAAGUUGGAAAACUCGGACUCUCUCUCUCUCCUUCCUUCUCCUACUAGAUUCCUCUCUCUACUUCACCGCCACUUCCCCGCACCCCAACGCAAUUUCAUUUUCUCGCCGCUUUCCCCCAAUUUCCACCUCCCCGCCGGCGAUUCACCGCCAGUAGUAGCGAUGGAACCAGCCACCGGCUACCCCGUCCCUCCCAAUCAACAGCGCCCCAACGGCUAUCCUCCUCCAACCGGCACCGCCUAUCCCUACCAAGCUCCGCCGCAGCCUUCCAAUCCCUACUACUACAAUAACCCUAGCAACGGGCAGGGCCCUAUCUACACCCAAGGCCGCCCCGCUCUCUACCGCCGAUUAAUCAUGGUCUUCAUCGUCAUCACCGUCAUCUUCUUCACCGCGCUCUUCAUCAGCUGGAUCGUAAUCCGCCCCCGCGUCCCCGAGUUCCGCCUCACUAACUUCACUCUCUCCGGAUUCAAUUCCUCCGGCCACCAGCUCUCCGGGACCUGGGCAGCGCGGUUCGAGGUCUACAAUCCGAACAAGAAGAUGGACAUCGAGUACGACGUGAUUCAGGCCUCCGUGCUGUACCAGAAGGUGUUCCUCACGGAGAAUCGGCUCCAGCCGUUCGUCCAGGUUCACAAGAAUCUGACGGUGAUGGAGACGCAGUUCUCGAUCAUCAACACUUUCGUCGACCAGUCGGUGACCGACGCGGUCGACGAGGAGAGGAGGAAGCACGGCUCCGUGACUUUCAAUUUGAAGGUGGUGGCUGGUGUUGGAUUUAAGUACGGCAAGCUGAGAGCCAGGCGGCGUCUGCUGAAGGUGUACUGCUUCGAUCUCAAUAUGCGUCUCGCCGGGAAUGGUGGCUCUGGGAACUUGACCGGAGCUCCCAAGCGCUGCAUCGUGUACUCUUAACAACGAUUUCUAGGGUAGCGCCGCUAAGAGGAAGGUCGAGCUUGGCAUCUUCGUUUUGCUCCCUGCAGAAUGGCAAUGAAAAUGUCGUCGUCGUCAGCUCUGCAGAACCAGAAACCAUAAGUGGUGGUGGAGGAAUCUCAUACUCUGCUCUUUGCCUCUUUCGACCGGCUUUAGCAUCCCCAAUACCUAUCUAUCUUAAAUGAAUCAAGUGACUGGCGGGCGCACAUUUACAUUAUAUAGAACCCGUCGCGUUUCCUUUUCGGUUUUCACAUCCAGUGUCCUCUCUAUAACAUAUUUUUAUCGGCAUUCAACGUUCCAAAAAAAUUGUCCCCUUGAAUUGUUGUCAGGACAAUACGAUCGUAAUUGCCGAUAGAUACUUCAAAGGAAAUUUGCAAUGUAUAGAAUCGGACAAAAGAAGGAAUGGAAAAUCGAACUCAGCUAGCUAUUAUAUUAAUUUUGUG
Linum tenue is the source of this 1369-nucleotide messenger RNA. The record is from the annotation of a GenBank genome assembly. Lineage: Eukaryota; Viridiplantae; Streptophyta; Magnoliopsida; Malpighiales; Linaceae.